Biomphalaria glabrata is the source of this 4513-nucleotide messenger RNA. RefSeq lists its product as uncharacterized. Gene Ontology annotation, biological process: purine ribonucleoside salvage. Gene Ontology annotation, molecular function: adenosine kinase activity. The record is from RefSeq and is a predicted model, not a curated record. The coding region runs from base 287 to 1348 and encodes 353 amino acids. The transcript has 12 exons. Gene Ontology annotation, cellular component: nucleus; cytosol. NCBI's taxonomy places the organism in Eukaryota, Metazoa, Mollusca, Gastropoda, Planorbidae.
AAAUAAUCAAACGCAGAGAUAACGACAAUUAGAACUAUUCAUGUAAUUCUGGAAUUCUUUAAAUUAUGAAAUCACCUAAAAAUAUAAUAUAAUUUCAUAAUGAUUAUUCCCGCUGCGAAAAAAAGACACGUCAUGAGAGCAAUAUAUUAGGCUACUUUCUGAAGAAAGAUUAUUAGUAAAAAUCCUUUUUGGCAGUGGACUCAAGCAUAUAAAAGUUUAUCCAAAAAUUAUGAUUUUAGACACAUAUAUUUAGUGAUCAUUUCCCACGUCAACAAGCGAGUCAAGAAUGGCACAAAAUGAUAGGGAUGAUGGUUCGAAAGAUUUACCGAAGCCUAUGAGAGGUGAUUUAGUGGCUCUUGGGAACCCAAUGAUGGACAUAACAGUUCAAGCGAACACUGAUCUCCUGAAAAAGUAUGACUUAGACGAUAACAAUGCUAUCUUGGCAGGAGAUAAACACAAGAGUCUUUUUCAGGAGAUUGAAAGUCUUCCCGGCGUGCACUUUUCCCCAGGUGGAUCUGCACUUAAUACUGUCAAGGUGGUACAGAUGAUUCUAAAACAAGAACACGUCACGUCCUUCCAGGGAUGUAUAGCUCAUGAUGAUCACGGUGUGAGACUCACUGAUCUACUCAGGGAGGUUGGCGUUGAUGUCAAGUUUCAAUAUACGGACAAAGCACCGACUGCAAAAUGUGCUGUACUGUGUAAAGGGAAAGAUAGGUCUCUAGUUACUGAUUUAGGAGCUGCGAAAUAUUUUUCAGAGGAUCAUUUAGACAACCCAGACAACUGGGCGGCGGUAGAGACAGCAAAGUUUAUUUAUCUAUCAGGCUAUGUUCUUGAAGUCUGCCCAAAAGGCAUGCUGAGGGUCGCACGACAUGCCGCUGACAACAACAAGACUCUGAUAGUGAAUAUGUCAGCCCCAGUUGUAUGUGUGGAUCAUAGGGAACUAUUGCUAGUUCUGCUGACUUGUGCAGACUUUUGGAUUGGUAAUGAGUCAGAAGCAUUGAAGUUUGCAGAGGUCAAUGAAUUAAAUACAGAAGAUGUGAAAGAAAUAGCAAAGAUAUUGUCUAAAUGGGAAAAAGUAAACAUAUCCAAGUCAAGAGUGGUUAUCAUAACACAAGCUGAAAAUCCUGUUGUGGUUGCAAAAGACGGCGUGGUCAAAGAAUACAAGACGACACCCAUAGCAGUAGAAAGUAUUGUGGACACAAAUGGAGCCGGAGAUUGUUUCGUUGGAGGUUUUUUGUCCAAGCUUGUUCAAGACCAAGAUCUAGAUUCUUGUAUCAAGAAAGGGCUUGAGGUGGCUCAUAAAAGCUUACAAAGUGUUGGAUGCACAUUUGAGAACAUAAAACUUUAAUGUGUGCGCUCAAGAAUACAAGUGCACAGAGAAAACGAAUGAAGGAUCUACGUGCAUGUGCCAUAUCCUUUGCUAUUAGAUCAAAUUUGUUUCGGAAAUUAAACAAAAUUGCACACAGGCUACUAAUUCAAAAACACACAUUGCAACAUACUUCUACUCAGCAUGGAAGUUCCUUAUAGGCUAACAAAAUUGUAAAUGAUAUUAAAGUAGACUUAAUGUUUUGUAAUUCUUGAGUUGCAGUCAACAUCUUAAUUAAAACUUUGAUAUUCCUUUUUCCCCUUCUAAUUUGAUUUCGCUAUUACAUGUUUCAUUUUCCCCAUUAGUUAAUUUUCUAAUUUUGUUUCCAUUUACCCUCCUCCAAUGUGAUAUUAUUAGUUUUUUUUCUCCCCCCCCCCAUUUUCAAAUUAUAUUUUUUUUAAUUGUAUUUCCGCCCAGGCUUUCCCCCAGCAAGUUGCAAAGGGAAAAGAUCGUCUCUCGAGACGUAAAAUGCCACUACAUUUUAAAAAUUUUAUUGUUUUUUUUUUCUUCUUUUGUAACUUUUCAUUGUUACUUUUUAAAAAAAAUACUUUCUUUAUUCACAAAGCCACUCUGAAUUUGAAGCUCCGGACAAAUUACUCAGACAGGAAAAUUGUCACGUGCGCGGAAUAUUUCUUUGAAGCAAAUUACUGAAUGAUAUUACACUGUUACUCAAACAUUUUCUUAUCUUGCUAUUUUUUUAGUAUUAAAAAAUAUCCGAAAUACUCAAUUUUAUCCUUUUAUGAUCAAUAUUCAAUAAAAAUUACAAGUGACAUUCAGUUCAGCCAAAAAGAGUUCUAAUUGUUAUAUAUAUUGAAAUGAUUGCAAAGUGCGGGACACACAUCUGACACCAAAAGAAAUGAUACUAAGAAGGCGCCGACCUAAAAAGAAAACAAAUAGACGCCUCCUCUGGAAGUUAAUAAAAAAAAACGUUUCCCCUUUCAGACGUUGCGAUCUACGGGGCAGAUGAUGUUAAGGUCAUCUGUUUCUUUGGCCAACGGUUAACGAGUAGAGUGUUAUGUGGCCAGCACAACGACCAACCGCCUUUACUUUCCCCAACAUUUUAAUUAGAAGGUAAGCCCUGAUUUAAAGUUGUUAGAUCAUACAAUUGUAGUUGGUCGGGAAGAUGUAUUUAUCUGAUAUUCUUUGUUCAACAGUAGGCCUACUUAUAUAUAGGCCUAUUUAAGUAUUAUGUAAGGUGACUGCUGCAGAAAAGGCCUAUUACUAAAGAUAUAUGAACAUAAACUUAUAUAUUAUAUCUAGACUGGAAACCGGAAACAAGUUCUUAUCAGCGAUUGAUCAAUUUACAUACAUAUAUAUAUAGAUUUUUAUAUACCGAAUUCUUUUUCAAGCUCUAAGGGAAGUCGCCCCAAUCAAUCUUUUCUGUCUAGAAAUUGCAAAAUAAUAAUUAUGAGACGAGAGUACUCUUACUUUUGAUGUUCAAUUUCUAGAUCUAGAUCUAAAAAUUAAAUUAUAUGUUUCAUAGGUUAGGGUUAAAAAAAAAAGCGCAACUUUACUUCUUAUAACUAAUUUACAAAACAACGCCUUGUUUCAACUUUAAAAAAAAAAAUUCACAUUUUUUGUGGUGUUAAAAAAUCUCAAUGUCCAGUCUAGAUAUAGUAUAUAUACGUCUAUGUAUAUGAACAUUUGUGUUCAUACACUCAUUGCAGUGCAAAUAAAUUCAGUUUGACUACAAACUAUAUUGCACAUUUUGUUCACGAAUAUUUACACUCGUUUGUGUGUGUGUGUGUGUUUUGUAAUCAUUGCAAAAAAAAAAAAUAUAAUUCCAUUUUAACACAAAAAUAUGUUGUUAAUUUUUUUUUAAUUGGUGUAAGCUAAGUAUAAAGUUUAAUGAUGUUGUGAAAAGACUACUAAUUAAUUGAUUUAGGCUUUGAUUGGUAGUUAAAAGUUGGCUGGUCGUGCGGUUUGCGCGCUGGACUGUCGUUCGGAUUUAUAGACGGUCGAGGGUUUAAACCCUGUCCGCUCCCAUCCCCCGGGGAGGUUUGGACUAGGAAGUAAACUAUCUUCAACUCUGAAAGAACAUCCGAAACAUGUCAAACAGUAAGUAAACUAUCUUCAACUCUGAAAGAACAUCCGAAACAUGUCAAACAUUUUACAAACAAACAUUUUAAAACAACACGAUGAAGGAAAAUCUGGCAAUUUUCUUCCCCUUAUUCCUAGUUGUACUCAAUUGUAUCAGUAAUAUAGCAAGUAGGCCUAACUAUGUUGCUCCUCCUUCGUGAUCGAUGAUGAGCCCAUUUCUCAUUUCCUAAAGAAUCGAAGAUGACUGUAAAGUCCAAUCCUCGCUUUACAAGGCCGGCCGCAUGGGUGGGUUAGGUCAGUUGCAGAUAGGCCUGCUUCUUCUCUCAGCGUUUUGUUGGCCUAACUAUAAUUCUUGCUUGAAUAGCAUUAAAAAAUAAAAAUAAAAUUAACAAUAGAAAGCGCACUGAUUUGAGAUAUAGGCCCACAUACACUUGGGCCAACUACGAAUAGUUUACUAGUACUUUUAUAUUAUAUGCACAAACUGUGUAUACUGGAGCAACCAGACAUCCUGUCGUGGCCGCCCUCCAGCUGUCAAAUGCCUAACGCCCUAAAGUGUAAAAAAAAAUAAAUAAAUAAAAUCCUGUUUUCAUUUUGUUAUUGUAUUUGUUUCUUGCAUAAAUCUUUGCUUUAUUUUAACUUUAUUGAGGCAAAGCGGGUAACUCAACAAAUGGCUACAUAAGAGCAUCACAAGCAUAUCAGGUUUGGUCUUCAGAUCUUGCCUACUUGAUUACGUGUCGCCAUGUACCUGACCAUUCCUAUAAGUUAUACUAUCGUCGCAUAUAUCGCCUUCUAUACUGUAACGGGCUCACGAUCUGAGUUGCUCUCUAUUCUCUCCGGAAGACUUCCCUGUUGAUAUACUCAUAAAUACAAGUAGAAAUAGAUGCACGACAAGGCCAAUGUACAAAACACACACAGGCUUUAUUCAACCAUAUUAGAUAACGAACAAUAUCACACACUUCCUAAUCUGCUAAGGGGAUUAACUCUCACACAACAUUACAUCACAUAAUGUCUUGCAUAGCAUGGACAACCCUUCCACUGUUUUUCAUGCACCUUCUUGUCCAAACAACCCCUCAGAUGACCUUAACCAGGGCCGGUCCUACAGGUUGC